AUGAGCAGACUGAAGAGCAAAAGGCGUUUCUUGCGCCGAAGAAGAUGUUUAUUCCACCGCAGACAGUGAAGCACUUUGCCGAGACGAGAAUGAAGAGACCUGAGCUGAGAGCUGAUUAUGACCGCUCUCUUGGACAGUCCUCUAGAGCGAGCAAAGAAGCAAAAAAAGUCGCCCAGCUUGGACAGCAGGACAUUCAGGCCGCACCCCACUUCAUCGUGGAGCCAUAUCAUGAUCCAGAGACGGCAUCGAUGAUCGAACGGGCGGCUAGAGCUCAGGGAGCAUCAGUUGAGUACGAAGAUUACUAUCCAACGGCUCAAGUGGUAAACAAGUAUAGAUACGGAUCUGAUCUCGUCAAACCUGGCGAGCUCGCGCGUCUAGGGACUCAGAUGCGAAGGUUGCAUGACUGGUACCUGAAAGCCUGUCGAAGAUGUGAAAGCUACAUCACGGUGUAUCUUAGAGAUGAGCAUUACUUCCGGGGGGAAGACGAGAUAAACCUUGAGUUAGAAGAACUGUUUCAGUUAUUCAAUCAAGACGCCCUCGACAAAGCUGUCAUCAGUUGCUACUGCCUAAUGAAGAAGCUGGAAUACAAAAGAGGCAAGCUCCUACCGCUGGGGUUCAUAGACCCAAACACAGUUCAUGAAGUUACGGUUCGACGGUACCCCAAGGACACAGAGGACAACAUCGUAAUGUUUUUAGAGAAGCAAGCAGACAAAGAGGAUAUAUUCUUUCCCUACAACUUCAAUUUCCACUUUAUUCUCCUAAUCAUUGAUCUUCACCUUGGAGUCGUAAACGUCAUGGACUCGAAACGUAAAGAAUAUGCGGAAUGGGCGGACAUGGCUGCCAUCCUCCAGAGGUAGUUUCAAUCAAUUUCGU
Lolium perenne is the source of this 873-nucleotide messenger RNA. Lineage: Eukaryota; Viridiplantae; Streptophyta; Magnoliopsida; Poales; Poaceae. The record is from RefSeq and is a predicted model, not a curated record.